Molecule: messenger RNA, 1686 nt
Organism: Penicillium angulare
Lineage: Eukaryota; Fungi; Ascomycota; Eurotiomycetes; Eurotiales; Aspergillaceae
Exons: 1
Coding region: 1-1686 (561 amino acids)
Source: RefSeq, a predicted model, not a curated record
AUGGUCACGAUCACCACACCACGAGGUGUCGCGAUUCGUCGCGCCCAUGGCGAUAAUAUGCGCGACACAAUCGAGCGCAUAACGGAAGAUCUGAAAGAGAUCAAACAAUUUUACCCUAUAGAGAUUUCCUCAAAAAGAAUACAACGUCUGCGUCAAUUCCUUACUUGUGAGCUGAACGCACUCCGUGGCCAACCAUUCGAUAUCUAUGAACAACAAGAGAAAGUGGACUACCUUCUCAUCAAGAAUUAUUUGGAGAGAGAAUUGCGAGAGUUGGAACUUGGCUGGACUCGAGAUCAAAAGACAAGGCCACUUAUCUCGUUCGCCGACUCGAUCGUGGGUCUCUGUGAAGCGCGGGCGAUCGUCUCUCCAAUGAACCCCAAGGAUACCGCACAGCGGUUAUUCAAGACGCAAGUGCAAAUUGAUGAGCUCGUCAGCAAAAUCAAUAACAAAUGCACCCAGUUCGACUUGAACAAAUCCUCAGCUUUUCGCGCUGCAAACAUCGUCAGCGCCUUGAAAGACCAUCUGCAAGAGUGGUUUGACUUUUAUCAGGGGUACGAUCCAAUGUUCAACUGGUGGGUGUCAGCCCCUUACCAAGCCGUGAAGGAACGAUUGGAUACUGUCGCAAAGGCCAUUCUCGAGGAAAUAGUCGGUAUCGAGCCAGGAAACGAAGAUGCAGUCGUGGGCCAGCCUAUCGGAAGAGAUGGCCUGCUGGCCGAGUUGCAGGCUGAAAUGAUACCAUACACCCCAGAAGAGAUAAUCUCCAUAGGCGAAAAAGAAUUCGACUGGUGCAUGGCUGAGAUGAAGAAGGCAUCCAACAGCCUAGGCUAUGAGGCCUGGCAAGACGCACUGGAACAUGUGAAGAACGACUAUGUCGAGCCGGGACAGCAAACACAGCUCGUCAACGACCUUAUGCAGGAGGCUAUCUCAUUUGUGGAGAAACACGAUCUUGUGACUGUACCCCCUCUCGCCAAAGAGACAUUGCAAAUGUUCAUGAUGGCGCCAGAGCGACAGAAAGUGAAUCCCUUCUUUCUUGGAGGCCCAUGCAUUAUCGUGUCGUACCCAGUCGAGUCCAUGGAUCACGAAGCAAAGUUGAUGAGCAUGCGUGGUAACAACAUCCAUUUCUCACGCGCCACGGUUUUCCAUGAGAUGAUCCCCGGUCAUCAUUUGCAGUUAUUCAUGAACGCGAGGUAUAAACCGUAUCGACAGCUAUUCGAGACACCUUUUUCGAUUGAAGGAUGGGCUUUGUACUGGGAAUUUCUUCUGUGGAAUGACGAUAGGUUCAAAAAGACUCCCCAGAAUCGCAUCGGAAUCCUUUUCUGGCGACUCCAUCGUUGCGCUCGAAUCAUCUUCUCCAUCAAUUUUCAUCUCGGGAAGAUGUCUCCCCAGGAAUGUAUUGAUCUUCUUGUUAAUCAGGUAGGGCAUGAGCGUGCAACUGCAGAAGGUGAAGUCAGACGAUCAUUGAAUGGUGAUUAUUCGCCCUUGUAUCAAGCUGGCUACAUGCUAGGAGCCCUGCAGAUUUACGCUCUGCGUAAAGAGAUGGUUGAAUCGGGGCGAAUCGCCGAAAAGGAGUUUCAUGACCGAUUUUUGAAAGGAAACUGCAUGCCAAUUGAGUUAGUACGAGCCUUGAUGCGAGACCAGGAUCUGUCGCCAGAUUUCAAGACUUCUUGGAGGUUCUAUCCUCUAUAG